Molecule: messenger RNA, 4839 nt
Organism: Chiloscyllium plagiosum (whitespotted bambooshark)
Lineage: Eukaryota; Metazoa; Chordata; Chondrichthyes; Orectolobiformes; Hemiscylliidae
Gene: amot
Product: angiomotin
Biological process (GO): hippo signaling; actin cytoskeleton organization; regulation of cell migration
Cellular component (GO): plasma membrane; lamellipodium; cytoplasmic vesicle
Molecular function (GO): signaling receptor activity; protein binding
Source: RefSeq, a predicted model, not a curated record
CAAUGGGAUGUAUGUGGGCGGGAUUUCCGUUCCUAUAUCCCGCCUUCACCAUUCCUUGCAGAAGUAUUGCAAAUCCGCCUCCUUCCAAACUAAAAUCUUGUUCAAAACUAACUUUCUUUGUGCGUCCCAGUAGCUUUGGAGUUUUUGCGAGCUUUAUUGGUGGUUGCUGUGGUUUCCAUGGGAGGUUCAUUUCCUGCAUUCCUAUCAUACUCCCGGAAUGAGCAAGAGCAGAUUAAUAAUUAUUACCAGCUUGGCUCCUAAAGGAAGAGGAAGGAACUAGAUGGGAGGGGGAGGGAGAACGAGUACGAGAAGAACAAGAAAGAAGUAUGAUUUGCCUUGUGAGAAUUCUUGAAGAGUUUCAUGUCUGGCUUCAUUUAUAGAGCGGACAUAUACGCCAAUUUGAAUUUCUACACGGGGCCAGGAAAUAAGGUACUGGAUUCUUGUAUUUGCAGUUGUUACGUGUAACAUUCCGUCUUGUUCAAGAAGAACAAAAAGUGGUGGAAAGGGGGCGGCGGGGAAUUACAUUGUGGCCAAACUCAGAAGAAACAGCCGGCACCGUGCCUGGCAGGAUAUGUCCCUACGUGGCGAUGUGGGAGGAAUGAUCGCAAAAUCCCAGCCCGAUCAUUUGCAACGUUGAGAAAGCUCCGAAGUCGAGUCUCUGGGGGUGAGCAAUCUCUGUGAUCGGUGGUCUAUCCUGCAAGGAGUGAAGUGUUUGUUUGAACAAGAUGCUGUUUACUUGGAGGAACACAGCCAGUUACUGCACCGGCAUGAGCUCUCCACAAUAGCUGAGGAGGAUAUUGAAAAGAGUGAAACAGGAAAAACCCAUUUUGAUGUCCAGUAUCUGCAAGACAUUCACAGAACACACGGGCUUGAAAUGAGAAAUUCAGAAGAAGGAGCAAGUGGGACAGUUCUACAGCGUUUGUUGCAAGAGCAGCUCAGAUAUGGAAACCCCACUGAGAAUCGAAAUCUCCUUGCCUUGCACCAGCAAGCCACAGUAAAUGUCAUUGCCUACAACAGUAGUGGGUCUGUAGUACCUACAAACGAUGGUCUGACACAAGAUGAGCGUCAAGUGGUCACACAUUCUGCACGACAGGAACCCCAAGGCCAGGAGCUGCAAGUUGACAAUAGUGUCAUGGAGAAGCAGCUGCAGACCAGAGCAGCACAAGCACAGAAUAACGAGGAACUGCCAACUUAUGAAGAAGCGAAGGUCCAAUCACAGUUUUUUAGAGGACAGCAACAUACAGCAGCAGGAACUGCUUUCUUUGUUACUGGAAUAAAUAACCAGAAGAUGAGAACUGAAGGGCGGUCCACAGUCCAGAGGCUGGGUACUGGAAAGGUUCACCAAGAUGAUGGGCUUAAAGACUUGAAACAAGGUCAUGUUCGUUCUCUCAGUGAGCGGCUUAUGCAGCUCUCCUUAGCUACAACUGGUGUAAAAGCACAAUCUUCAAUUGCAAGUAGUGUGAUUUCGUCCCAACAGGCGAAUGAAUUCUACACACAUGCUGGGCAUGUUUUGUCUCAGACGUCCAUAAAGGGAAUAGACCCUAGGGGGCCUCCACCUGAAUAUCCUUACAAAAAUAUGUCAACUUUACCUGUUACUUCCAAGGCUCAGGACUAUGGCAAUUUCUACAGUGACAUUAGACUGGGAAUGACAACGGAAGGUUUAAAGCCGCCUUCAACCUCUCAGCAACACAUUAAGCCAGAUGCUCCUGUUAUGAGGUACCAACCACCUCCUGAGUAUGGGGCUGUCAGGCAAAGUCAAGAAGGGUCGACACAUCAGCAGCUGCAGUUACAGCAGCGAACCUAUCAACACAGCCCAUCGUCAUCUCAGACAUCAAUGGGAUCUACGUCAGUGAUGCAGCCACCACCCUCACCAAAUCUGCUGACUGCUCAACACCAACAGACCCCCCUUACAAGCCACCUGAAUCAGCAGUUCCAGGGUGACCCAUUGGCCAUUGUCUUGCGAGCUCAACAAAUGGUAGAAAUCUUGUCCGAGGAAAACCGUGCUCUUCGGCAGGAGUUGGAGGGAUACUAUGACAAAGUAGCUAAAUUACAGAAGCUGGAGAUGGAAAUUGAGAGAGUUUCAGAAGCUUAUGAAAACCUGGUGAAAUCAUCUUCCAAGAAAGAAACCUUGGAAAAAGCUAUGCGGAAUAAGUUAGAAGGUGAAAUCCGCAGACUUUACGACUUCAAUCGAGAUUUGAGAGAUCGAUUGGAAACUGCUAACAAACAGCUUGCUGUUAAAGAGUGUGAAGGUUCUGAAGACAGCCGAAAAACUAUUGCUCAGCUCAUUGGGCAAAGUAAAGAAAAUUCAAGAGAAAAGGAGAAGCUAGAAAUGGAGCUCUCUGUCCUCCGUUCAACCAAUGAGGAUCAGAGAAGACACAUUGAAAUCCGGGAUCAGGCUUUGAACAACACCCAAGGGAAAGUGGUCAAAUUGGAGGAGGAGCUGAAGAGGAAGCAGGUGUACGUGGACAAAGUAGAAAGAAUGCAGCAAGCUCUGAUCCAGCUGCAGGCAGCAUGUGAGAAACGGGAGCAGCUUGAGCAUCGGCUGCGAACCCGCCUCGAAAGGGAAUUGGAAUCCCUUCGGAUGCAGCAGCGUCAGGGUACCUCCCAGGCCCCCACUGCUCCUGAGUGUAAUGCCACUUCCUUAAUGGAACUGCUACGUGAGAAGGAAGAGCGAAUCCUGGCUUUGGAGGCUGACAUGACAAAGUGGGAACAGAAGUAUCUUGAAGAAAGUGUGAUGCGACAAUUUGCAUUGGAUGCUGCAGCUACAGUGGCAGCUCAAAGGGAUACGACAGUUUUAGGCCAUUCUCCAAAUGGUAGCUAUGAAACAUCUUUAGAAGCUCGGAUCCAGAAAGAAGAGGAGGAAAUUUUGAUGGCCAAUAGGAGGUGUCUCGACAUGGAAAGCAGGAUUAAGACUCUCCAUGCUCAAAUUAUUGAGAAAGAUGCUAUGAUCAAAGUUCUCCAACAGAGGUCACGGAGAGAACAAGUCAAAACAGAACAGCCAGCUGCUUUAAGACCUUCAAAGUCUCUUGCUUCUAUUUCCAAUGCUACAUCUGGACUUUCGUCUUAUCCCACAUUGCUGUCCAGUAAUCCAAUCAUUGAGGAGAAGAAGGAAGACAAGUGCUGGAAAGGCAGUCUGGGUUUUCUGCUCAGCACAGAUAGGAAUGAAUCACAUUCUUCCUCCUCUUCACCGGUUCUACCAUCCACGCCACUACUUUCAGCGCAUUCUAAAACAGGAAGCCGGGAUAGCAGCACCCAGACAGAAAGAGGUCCAGAGCAUAACAAAUUAGGCACUGCCUCACCAUCACUAGGAAAGACAGGCAGUACAAGCCCUGCAAGUGUGGAAAAAGCAGACAAUUCUCUUUCAACGAGUACACUUGAUAAGAAAGCUCCCUCUUCUCCAUUUGGGCAGGACCUUGCUGAUAAUGAGAUGGUAGAAAUCCUGAUUUGAACUUUUUUCACCUAGGACACAGUGAGCAGGCAAUAAAGGGUGUUGAAAAUACAAAAUCUGAUCUCAUUGAGGUCUAUUGUGAAAAACGUGCAAAAUGGAUCUUCUUUUAUUCCAGCUGAAGUGUUUAUGAAGCCGAAGCACUUCAGGAAGCCACAAAAAAUGGACUAAGGGAUAUGUAUGCUUUCUCAUCACAUUCUUUAAAGCAGUGUACAUGGAAAGAUCAUUUAUCCACUCAGCCCUUCAUUGAUCUGUAUCAGUACAAACUGUUUGAGAAGUAUCUGCACUGCCUUGUACAAUACAUUCCAGCUCAAUUUAUUAUGUUAAGCGUUUAACAAUGGAUGUAUUAUAUACUCAAACAGAACAGUAUAGUGAUAAGAGCACAAGCUGUUAUGUAUUGGAGAACCACUCUUUCACCAAUAACAUUGUAUAAAAGAGAGACAAUAGCCUUUGAGGUGGGGGCCAGAGUUUUACAGAAUCUCCAACCCACUAAAUCUUGGCAAGUUUCCUCUUGUAUUUUUUUUCAGGAUUACAAAAAACUGGAACAACAUCAUUUCAAACAUUCUGGAUUGUAUAUGAAAUUGUUCAUUACCAAUUAAAGUUAAAUCUAUCUUAAUAGUUCACUAGCUCAUAUGUACAGAAACUCUCUUAAAAGAUCAUUAAUAUUUGUUCCAAUCCUAAGCUUAACAAUUUCCCCUACAAUUUUCUUAGUAAACCCACUGUCUCAUGCAAUGAGAGGUCUGCGGCACUGACAAUAUUCUAACAUCUCGACAAAGUUUACCCUCUUUAAGAAUGAGCCAAAACAGUGUUGGAAGGUAAUUCAUCUACCAGGACCUCAUAGCUGAGCUGUUCUGUAUCUGGCAUCCAGGCAUGAGCACUUUCUAUACUUGAGUUACUGGGUAAUAUUCAAAUAUAUUUCUCCUAGCUGAUAUUUGCUAUAGAGGAGGAGAAAAUUAAAGAAUACCCAGAUUAAUUGCAAAGCUCUCUGAUAUCCUUGCUUUUGCUUUCAUGAAUACGAUUAAUAUGCUCUCUGCAGUCAGCUAAUUCUGGUUUCACCAGUCUCAAAUGCCUCAUAGACCAGUUUCAGUAUUGACAACUGAUGGGGUUAAAAUGUAUAUAAACAUUUGAUAUACAUUAUAUAGAUCCAGGUUAUGUGAUCACCCUCUUCCCCGUCAAAAAAGGAAAACAUGUCUGUUCAGAAUGCCAUUCUACUUUAGCAAUUUUCUUUUUAAAUAUGUAUUUGUGGGAUAGAAGCAUGUGACAUUGUAAUCCUAAUUUCAGUGUAACUUGACAAACAAAUUUCAGAUCUGUAUCGCCAGGAUAAACUGGUAUUGUUAUAACAACAUUUUGGGAUCCUGAAAAUUUUGCUUUAAUAUAUCAUGUAGCUUCGGGUA